Cooperia oncophora is the source of this 306-nucleotide messenger RNA. NCBI's taxonomy places the organism in Eukaryota, Metazoa, Nematoda, Chromadorea, Rhabditida, Trichostrongylidae. The record is from the annotation of a GenBank genome assembly.
AUGUUCCUGAUGUCUUCGCCGGAACUGGUAUCAGUUGAUCUUGAUAUCCUUAGACAAGUGCUUGUGAAGGACUUUGACUGCUUCACAGAUCGAACUCACGGCCUCGCCCGCAAUGUUACUCCGCUUCAGAAUCUUCUGAACGUCGAUCCUUCUGAUGAAACUUCACUAUUGGCUACUUCGCUGGUCUCCCUGAAAGGACUGAAUUGGUCCAGAGUUCGCAAGCAAGUGGUCCCUGCAUUCUCCACAGGAAAAAUAAAAUCGGUACGGCUUAACAUCUUUAGUAAUGUAUCGACCGCUGCAGAGUAG